UCCCCGCAGUUCGAGGAGGCGGUUGCCGGGGCCCAAUCCGGGAGCCUACCGCUAACCUGUAAGCACCUUGGAUGAAAACGGAUCCGCAGCAGUCCCCGGAGCCUUUAUCAGUUUCCAUCCCCUCCGGUUCUGAGAUGGAGAGUUUGGGGCUUCAGCGGCCUUCUCUUCAGCUUUGUUGAGAACUGGGGUUCAUUCGGGAGGAGUCGCAGCCUCAGUAAGGCCAGGCAUCCUUCCCCAAGGGCACUUCGGAAGAAGGUUGCUAUACCCAACGGUCUCCUGGGGUAAAUCCCCCGGGAAUGAAGCGCGGGUGGGGGUGCCCGCGGAGGGCAAGCCGCCUCCAACCCGCAGCGCCCCUCCGAACCUCCCCCUCCCUCCUUUAUUGUGCCCCAGGGGGUGGUUUCCAUAACUACGCUAAACAGAGGGCGGGGCCACGCUUGGGACCGAAGCGGCCCGGGCCAGAGCCGGCUGGACGAACCCUCCCCCCCCUCACCUCUCACGCUAAGGAUCCGGCCUGUAAGGGGCGGCGAGGGACUUGGACCUGUUCUAUGCAGGGCCUUGGGGCUGCUGUUCUCUUGGGGGGCGGGGAGCUCAAGACGGUGUACAAGGGGGACCCUUCCUGGUAUGCAGAACAGAACCAGGCCGCUUGCAGCGGCGACCAGCUGUGCAAAGAGCCCGUCUGGCCGAGGGCGGGCUUCGAUACCGUAAAAGCCCAGCGUCCCGGCACUCUCGAGCCACGGGGGGACCUCCCCACGGCAUGGCGCCCGAACUGCUACUGGAGCCAAAACCGGCUGUCGGGGGCCGCCUCGCCCCGCCUCCAGGCUCUGCAUUGGCCUGGGAUCGAGUCGAUGCCGUGGGGCCCCGGGAGCCUGAGCCGCCAGGCCAAGAGCACCCCCAAUGCGAGGCCACAGAGUCGAGCGGGGUCCCGGGCCACCCCGAGUCCCGGGGCUCCUGGACGCGGAGCCGCCACCUCCUCAACAAGGGCCCCCGAAGCCUACUCCAGUGGGGCCGGCACCGCGGGGACCUUGGUCGUGCAGCCGCCCCCGGGCGGGCAGGGUGAGUCCCCCGAGCUGCCUUCCCGCCCAGCAGUCAGCUCGGGGGCUGGGAGCCGCAUCCAGGCUCCUCCGGCGCCCGCGGACCGCGAUAGCAAGGCCAAGGUUCGCCGUCAGCCUCGGCCUGAGAACAGCGUUGUGCCUCCGAGGCGCCCGCACGCUCUGGACAAACUGCGGCACGAAGGCCCCCAAGCUCCGGUGUCUGUCUGGAAAGGGUUCCCUGGGGCCCCACUCAACAUUGACCGGCUUAAGAAUGCCAAGAUCGUGGUGCAGAGAGCCAUCAAGCAGAAGAAAGUCUUCAUGAUCCAGGGCCGCUACCCCGUGAUCCGAGGGAUCCUGCGCCGAAAAGGCUGGGUGGAGAAGAAGAUUCCCCGUAUAAAUCCACAGCCAGCAGUGCCUCCCUCUAGGGAUUUGGACAGUUUGGGAUCUGCAGAUGAUAUUCCAGAGGAGUGUGAUGAAGAGGAAGAAGAUGAUGACGAAAAUCAACAACCAGACCUUGAAGAUAUGGAUGGCACUCAUGACCUUAUGUCCCGAAUGGUUCGGAAUGAGGUGCCCUAUUUCAUCUGGACCACCCGGAGGGAUGUGAUUGACUGCCGCUUUCUCUGCAAAGAGCAAAUGAUAAAUCAUUAUGCUCGAGCAGGCUCCUUCACCACCAAGGUUGGCCUGUGCCUCAGUCUCCGGAACCUGCCCUGGUUUGAUGAGGCAAACGCAGACUCCUUCUUCCCACGCUGCUACCGCCUGGGAGCUGAGGAUGAGAAACAGGCCUUCAUGGAGGACUUCUGGCUGACAGCCGCACGCAACGUUCUCAAGCUGGUGGUGAAGUCGUGGGACCCCUACCCGGAAGAGAAUGACCCGACAAAACCACCCUCAACUUUGUUGGAAAAGUGCCUGGAAGGGCAGAAGUUGGCCACAAGCAUCAGUUCUUCCUUCAAUUUCCUUCCUUCUCUUCCACAAUUACCCCCAGAAUUUUCAGGGGUGAAGCAUCAUAAAAAAACAAAUGUCAAGGAGGUGUCAUCAAAGCUGAUUGAGGAUGCACUACAGGCCUGUGAAGGUCAUCUCAGCAGUUUGGCCCAUGAGGAUAUUGAUAACACCAUGGAGUCCCCAAUGGCCCCGACUCAGGCUGAUUGGGCCUUCUUUCUCCAGCAGUACUACCAAGUGAUCCAUGAGGGGGCUGAGCUAAAGAAGAUUGACUCUCAGAUCCAGCGUUGUGAAGACAUCCUUCAGCAGCUGCGAGCAGUGGUGCCUCAAAUUGACAUGGAAGGAGACAGAAAUAUCUGGAUCGUGAAGCCUGGAGCCAAGUCCAGAGGUCGAGGUAUAGUAUGCAUGGACCACCUAGAAGAGAUGCUGAAGCUGGUGGACUGUGACCCCAUGAUUGUAAAAGAUGGCAAGUGGGUGGUACAGAAGUAUAUUGAGCGGCCCCUGCUCAUCUUUGGCACCAAGUUCGACUUGAGGCAGUGGUUCCUAGUGACUGACUGGAACCCACUCACUGUGUGGUUCUACCGGGACAGUUACAUCCGCUUUUCUACGCAACCCUUCUCCCUAAGGAACCUGGACAGUUCUGUGCAUCUCUGCAACAACUCAAUCCAGAAGCACUUGGAGAAUUCUACCAGUCGUCACCCCCUGCUGCCCCCCGACAACAUGUGGUGUAGCCGGAAAUUUCAGGCUCACCUGCAGGAGGUAGGGGCACCUGAUGCUUGGACAGAUGUCAUGGUUCCAGGCAUGAAGGCUGCAGUUAUCCAUGUACUGCAGACUUCUCAAGACACGGUGCAAUCCCGCAAAGGCAGCUUUGAGCUGUAUGGGGCUGACUUCGUCUUUGGGGAAGAUUUCCAUCCCUGGCUGAUCGAGAUCAAUGCCAGCCCAACUAUGGCACCUUCCACAGCUGUCACCACCCGACUCUGUGCUGGGGUGCUGGCUGAUACAUUGCGUGUAGUCAUAGAUCGUCGACAAAACCGAAACUGUGACACUGGUGCUUUUGAGCUUAUUUAUAAGCAGGCAGCUGUAGAGGUACCCCAUUAUGUGGGUAUCCGACUACUGGUUGAAGGCUCCCCUGUGAAGAAACCUCUGACUGUCCGUCCCCGAAGAGUACCAGCCCAUCCAGUGGCACGUCGACGCCUUAGGGAGCCCAAGGAGGCAAAAGCGUCCAAACCUGAGUCGCCUAUGGAGCCUAUACCUGAGGAGGAUCACGAGUCUGACCCUGUGGAGGCUAAAGAGUCUGUCCCUGGGGAAGCUAAAGAGUCUGUCCCUGGGGAAGCUAAAGAGUCUGUUCCUGGGGAGGCUAAAGAGUCCUUGCCUGAGGAGGCUAAGGAGUCUAUGCCUGAGGAGGCUAAGGAGUCUAUGCCUGAGGAGGCUGAGGAGUCUAUGCCUGAGGAGGCUGAGGAGUCUAUGCCUGAGGAGGCUAAGGAGUCUAUGCCUGAGGAGGCUAAGGAGUCUAUGUCUGAGGAGGCUAAGGAGUCUAUGCUUGAGGAGGCUAAGGAGUCCAUGCCUGAGGAGGCCAAAGAGUCCGUGCCUGAAGAGGCUAAGGAUUCUGUGCCUGAGGAGGCUAAAAAUCCCAUGCCUGUUGCUUCCAAGUCAUCAGGGCUUUCCCACCAUCAUGGGAAAGCAGGAGGCAGGAAGAACCUGGGGCCCAUUGAGAAAACAGACUCUCUAAGCUUGAGAAAAAAGAGAGUCAUCAACAAACAAUCUACAGAAACUAUCCAGGCCAGCUUCCAAAAAUGGGACAUCCAGAAUCCCAAGUUAAACCAGCUCCUUAGUGCAUCUGCAACACACCUUACCAGUCAGGGCAAGCAACUUCACCCCAUGAAACAGCUGCUUCUGAAGAAUCCUGUAUCACUAGAGCCAGAGGGAUUACCCUGCCUCCUUGCGAAGCCUGUGCUGCCAGAUUCCCGAGUGCUCAACCCUCGUACCUUCGUUCUCAGACUGCAGCUCCAAAAAACACCCAUUUCCUGCAAGAACCUCAGUGCCACAGGCAGGGCCUUGCUUAUGUUCCCGGCUCAUAAAGAGCCUGUUCCCAAUUGUGGGAAGCAGGCCAAGGUGGGCCCCAAACCCUGAGGGGCCAGGGAGGGGGCUGAUUUAUGCUGAAAACUGGGAGCAUUUGGGGAGGGAGAGGGAGGGGAAAGGGUUUCUCAUGGUCUAGGCUGAGCCAAUGGGAGCUGACCCGUGCUUGGACCAAGCCCUUUGGCCCCAGCAAGGUGUCCCCAAUUUAGAGCCUUGAUUGUGAUCAAGCCCAGAGGAGUGAAGAGGCAAGUUAUAUCUGUUCUUUAGUUUCAUCCCAAAGC
This is a messenger RNA of Sarcophilus harrisii (Tasmanian devil), 4324 nucleotides long. RefSeq names its product tubulin tyrosine ligase like 3 (gene TTLL3). Gene Ontology annotation, biological process: cilium assembly; protein modification process; cilium movement. NCBI's taxonomy places the organism in Eukaryota, Metazoa, Chordata, Mammalia, Dasyuromorphia, Dasyuridae. The record is from RefSeq and is a predicted model, not a curated record. Gene Ontology annotation, cellular component: cilium. The transcript is spliced from 13 exons. The coding region runs from base 297 to 4097 and encodes 1266 amino acids.